AUGGACGAUCAUGGCGCGUCCAUGUACCCACCAAUUCCCGACGUGUCUGGUGGCAGCAUGCCGCAGGCAUAUCCGAUGCCAACCCAGAUGAUGCUUCCACAGCAACAGGCGCAACCCCCACCCCCACAUGCACAGACACUGCUACCCCCGCAACCGCAACAUCAAGACUCUCAAGGGUUUCGAACAUCCAACUCGCCCGUCUCAGAGCCGUCGCGCGUCUCGACAGUGUCAGCCCAAUCGAACCAGAAACCACCGAAGAAAAACCAGUAUCCCUGCCCCAUGGCGAAGCAGGUCGGCUGCACCGACUUCUUCACCACAUCUGGUCAUGCAGCUCGACAUGCGAAAAAGCACACGGGCAAGAAGGACGCCUUCUGCCCAGAAUGCAACAAGGCAUUCACCCGCAAAGACAACAUGGAACAGCAUCGUAGGACGCAUCAGAAUGGACGAGGUGGUUCGCGGGCGAGCAAUGACGAUUCGAAAGUGAAGAAGACCACUAAGGCGCCCACCAAGAAGGCUGCAAUCAAAUCAGAAUCAGCCCUUGAGGCGGCGGUCGACCAGCAGUUGGCUGAGCAGGCGCAGGCCGCACAGGCACAAGUACAAGCACAAGCACAACAGACGGUCCCAGUCAUGGACCAUGCGCAAGCCCAGGCCACUCAACUACCCCCACAACUGCCAAUCGAUCAAAUGAUGCUCGCCGGUUCUGGGCCUUACUUUCUGACAUCAAUGGACAGCGGGCCGAUUCCCAGCUUGCCGUUGGCCAUGCCAGACCUGAAUAGCAGGCCACCACUUCAUCGUGCCAGCUUCGCUUCAUCGCUCGACUAUGUGCCACCCGCCGCGCCCAUGAUUGACCCCGAGACCCUUCACUACAGUUACCCAAGUCCCGGCCUCAGCCAUGGAUUGAAUAGCUUGGCCUUAGCGGCCAGUGAACACAUUCGUCAGCGAAGCUCUGCAAGCAAGCCGUCACGCAGUCCUUCAGAGACCUCGGACCAGAAAACCCCGUAGAGCGGCGAUGGCUUCAUGGGGUUCAGGUCUUUUAGAUUAUAAUUUUUUUCAAGCGAUAUACCCAGAAUCUGAUUUCACGGCGUCACCACCUGGGACUAGCAACAUGGAAUGGAAUUGAAAGGCAGAGGCGAGGCCAGGCUGGAGGUAACCUGUAUACGCUGGGCGAGAGUACCUAGCUAGUUUGACAUGAACACGAGGGAAGACGGACUGAGAUCUGCGGUAGCAAGCACCGCAAGAAGAACGUAAUAGUGUCGCCAGACUACCGUACCACGAUGAACCCAGUCUCCC
Messenger RNA from Sphaerulina musiva SO2202, 1290 nucleotides. RefSeq lists its product as uncharacterized. The coding region runs from base 1 to 1002 and encodes 333 amino acids. The transcript is spliced from 2 exons. Lineage: Eukaryota; Fungi; Ascomycota; Dothideomycetes; Mycosphaerellales; Mycosphaerellaceae. Gene Ontology annotation, molecular function: DNA-binding transcription factor activity, RNA polymerase II-specific; RNA polymerase II cis-regulatory region sequence-specific DNA binding. Gene Ontology annotation, biological process: regulation of transcription by RNA polymerase II. The record is from RefSeq and is a predicted model, not a curated record.